CGAAGGUGAAUAUAAAAGACAUUUUUCUUUAACGUAGUAAAGAAAAUGACACUUGUUGUGUUUUGCUUUGACUAAGUGCCACUUUGUGCUUUUGCAACAAUUUGUAUUUGCAUCAGUGUAUCGGAUCAUGCCUGAAUAUAAGCACGGCUGUCAAUACUUAACGCUCUUUAGCCUGACUUGCCUGGUUUGUUGGUUACAUUUCAUCUUCUGGAACCAAUCAUCUUCACCAUUGGUCCAAAGACUUAGGAACCAAUUGAAAGAAAUCCGUCAAAACCGAACAAAUGUGGGAGGAGUAACUACGAUCCAUCGCCAUUGUCAACAUGUGAGAGACACUUUUGCUCCCGAGUGGACCACAAGAUCCAUUAACGAAACCACCAAAAUGCUUUUUUAUCAAAGAAUUGCCCUAGAUCGCGACGAUCCCAAUCAGACUUUUUGGACUUUAGGCGAAAUUCUGAAGAUCCAACGAUCAGUCUCAAAUGAUGGGAAACCUCUGACCAAACUCCGUCCCAAAGAGUACCCAUCAUUACGUCCAGACGCAAUGACUCAGAUGUGUUUCAGCCCAACGAACCGAUCUAUUCCCAGACAACGGCUCAUCUACAAUCGUGUUCCCAAAUGUGCUUCGUCCACCAUGCAAAGUGUCAUAACUUUCUUGGGUCUGCGAAAUAAUUUCGAUUACCGUGCUUCUAACAUCUUCUGGAAACGCCUUCAAUCUACAAGUGAGGAACGUCAUUGGAUCCGAGCCGUCAAUCAGGAAAUCCAGGGUCUCCAAAGACCUUUAGUGACUGAUAGACACUUUUACUUUGUGGACUUGGAGCAAUAUGGAUCCGAGCGAGUCAAUUGGAUCAACAUUGUUCGAGAUCCCAUUGAGCGAUUGAUCUCGGAGUUUUAUUACCUCCGACAUCCCAAACGAUGGAUGAACCAAAGCCGACGUCCUUCCCAAACUUGGUUCAAUCUCACAUUUAACGAGUGUCUUCAAAAUGGCCUGCCCGAAUGCAUGUUCCAUCUUGAUGGAAAUUAUUUGAGAGAACUCCAGUUGACGUACUUUUGUGGAUCUGCCUUAGAAUGUAGUCAAGUCGGAAACCUCCGUGCCCUUCAGCAAGCCAAAUCCAAUUUGGAACGUCAUUAUUCUGUGGUAGGCAUCAUGUCAGACCUUGAAACCAGUCUCAGGGUUAUGGAGGCCUACUUACCUGCGUUUUUUACCGGUGCUGAGCACUUAUUUCGAAGAAUGAGGUCACCCAAUGGGGAGGAAUUUCGCCGGAAUCCGGGCAUCAAGCCGGUAACACCCCUGGAUUCAAGGUUGCACGAAAGUUUAAAAUCAAAUUUGUCGACGGAGUAUCAAUUUUACGAGUUUGCUUUGAAACGAUUGAUCGAUCAAGAUCGGCACAUUCGAAAAUCGGAAAAUGAAUAACAGAUGAAAAUUCUUGCUCGGAAAAUAUGUCUAUUUCUCACUCAUAAUUGCAUUGGAGGAACUAUAGAUUUGAUUAUUAUCUUCAAUACUCAUUGUGGAAUGACAUGCAAUGAA
This is a messenger RNA of Tigriopus californicus, 1522 nucleotides long. RefSeq names its product heparan sulfate 2-O-sulfotransferase 1-like. The transcript is spliced from 3 exons. Gene Ontology annotation, cellular component: membrane. The record is from RefSeq and is a predicted model, not a curated record. The coding region runs from base 128 to 1408 and encodes 426 amino acids. Gene Ontology annotation, molecular function: sulfotransferase activity. Lineage: Eukaryota; Metazoa; Arthropoda; Copepoda; Harpacticoida; Harpacticidae.